AUGGUCAAAUCCAGGUAUAAUUAUUCUAGAUGGGGGACGUGCUGCACAUUGGUCUAUCCGGCCAGCUCUUCUCCUGCCACAGCAACGAAACGUGCAAAACCACACGUCGACCCCAAACCUCGACUCCAGACGAAAUCCGGUUUUCUUAUAGACGAUGACUCCGACGAUGAGGAUUUAUUGCAAGAACUUGCGGCCAAGAGACGACUUAUUAGCAGUCCCACCGAACCUCCAAUUACGGAAUACACCGAGCCAUCUUCACCUCCAUCUACGAACCCGAAUGUUACGGUUAAGGAGGUCGCCGAGUCGCUUUCGACUCCAACAACGCAACAAACCAAUGACGAGAGCGAGACCCAACCAUCCAUAACGACCUCGUUUUUCAGCUCAAGCAACUUUGCCUCGAUAUUCGACCGAAUUCCUUCUCGCCAAGCGAAAAGCAACUUGAAGAUUACGACCUGUUCGGGCAAUACAGUUGACAUUAAGCAACGGAAAACGAAUACCAGUGCGACCUACGAGCAGAUGGUUGCAGCCCGGUCGAAGACGAAGGAAGGACGAGCCAAGAAGAGUUACUAUGGAAUUGAAAUCCAUAAGCUAAUCGAAAACGCUUCUAAGGAGCUUAGAAGCGAACCUCCAGCCGCGGAUCCCGUUCCCGAUGAACCAAUGCCUUCCGUCGAAGCUCCCAAGAAACCAAAGAAGUCGCUCCUAUGGACCGAGAAAUACCGAGCUAGGAAUUUCAUGGACCUAGUUGGAGACGACCUAACAAAUCGACAGGUUCUACGGUGGUUGAAGAGAUGGGAUCCCGUUGUCUUCCCGGGAGUAUCGAAACCGAAAUUAUCCACAAGGAGGCCGGGAGGGAAGGCAGAGGCCGAGGAGGAAAAGCCGCACCGAAAUAUUCUUAUGCUUACCGGUCCUCCUGGAUUGGGCAAGACUACACUUGCUCACGUCUGUGCCAAGCAAGCCGGUUACGAAGUAAUGGAGAUCAACGCAAGCGAUGAUCGUAGCCGAGAUGUCGUGAAGAACCGAAUUCGCACUAGUUUAGGUACGGAAAACGUCAAGACGGUGCAACAGAAUAAGCCACAGGACACGAAAAAACAGAAAGUCGUUCGACCUGUGUGCGUGGUAGUCGACGAAGUCGAUGGUGUUGUAACAGGCUCGGGUGGUUCCGGGGAAGGUGGUUUUAUCAAAGCUCUAAUAGACUUGAUUACAACUGGGGAGAAGAACGCCUCGGGGCCACAAGAAACCGCCCAACAACACGGGCGGCGCAAAAAGAAGGGUGAUGACUUUCGCCAGAUGCGGCCACUUAUCCUAAUUUGCAAUGAUGUCUACCACCCGUCGCUGAGGCCCUUGCGCCAAUCGAAUCUAGCAGAAAUUAUCCACGUUGGAAAACCUACAAUCGAUGCAGUCGUGACGCGUCUCAAGACUGUUUUCGAGAAGGAAGGAAUUCCAUGCGAAAAAGAUGCUGCGCGUAAACUAUGUGAGGCUGCUUGGGGUAUGAGUGGCGGCAUAGACGCGAAAAGAGGCGCCGAGAGCACAGCUGAGGGAGACUUGCGAGGUGUCAUGGUCGUGGGUGAAUGGGUUGCCGGCCGAGUCAAGUCGGCGUUCCUCAAGAGCCCACCAUCCUUGACGCGACAGUGGGUUGAGCAGAAUAUUGUUCGUGAUCUAUCUCAUGGUGGCGGUGGUGCAAGAGGCGUGGGACGGGGUAAUGUAAAGGAUAUCGUCACACGUAUCUUCCAAGACGGAGCUGGGUUCCCGAAACCUAACGUGCUUGUUACGGCCCCGGUAUCGAAGUUCCAGAAUGAGCAGCCCCAAGCACAGCUUGGAUUUUCGGAACAACAGAAAAAGUACGGUAUGGAGCGUCUGAGGGAGAUGAUCGAUACAAGUGGUGACGUGGAUAGGGUAAUGAUUGAGGUCUUCCUUGACUACCCGAACCAUGAGUUCAACGACGAUUCUUUCUUAUCCAAGCCAGAUUCCGCUUACGAGUGGAUGCAUUUCCAUGAUACCUGUUCGUCAAGGUUAUUCGGGAGCCAAGAUUGGGAGUUAGCCCCAUAUCUUUGUCAGCCGAUCCUCGCAUGCCAUCACUUGUUUGCAUCGCCCAUUCGGCGCGCGACUAUGGCAUAUGAGCGGAAAUGGGGUGGUGAUGCUGAGGAUGAGGGCCCACCACUUCCUUUUUCAGGCCCAAGGGCAGACUUCGUCGCGCGCGAGACUGAAAAGGAGAAUCGGGCUAUGCUCCAGGCUAUGCAAACCCAAUUACCGCCAACGCUUAUGCGAGCAUUCCGCAGCGCGGAGGAUAUCGCAACAGAUUUCCUUCCAUACCUUAUUCGUUUAGUCUCUCCAGACGUGAAACCCGUUGUCGUUGGGGGCAGUGGCGACCAACGAGGUACAGCGAGCGUCCGGAAAGAUACGGAAAAGGAAAUGGUGAAGCGAGCUGCUGAUGUCCUGGCUGAGGUUGGCAUCGAACUUCAGAAAGGGAAGAUCGAGAACGAGUCCCCAUUUAGCAGGGGACCGCAAUGGGUUUACCGUUUGGAGCCCGAUCUCGAUCACCUUUCAACAUUCGAAACUUCGGCAGCGGUCAUUCAUGGCACGCAGGCACCAACGCGCUAUGCCGUCCGACAAGUGUUGGAUCAAGAACUGCACAAAGCUAAAUUACAACGCGAGAAGUUGGCGCGGCAGGCACGCUUCCUGGGUGGUAAUCCGCAUACUGCGACUCUAGAUGAGUCCAUUUUUGACGAUAACAAGGAGAAUAAGGCUGCGAAAGUGCCGGAAUUACCCAUACUCGGAGUGAAGAAGGAUUUCUUCGGGCGUGUUAUAGAGAACACCGAAUCUCGCGCACUAAAAGAGACGAACGGCAAUAGACCUAAGAGCAAAGCCGGGGAUGCACCUCUUGGGAAAGGCGAGACCAAGGUCUGGGUUACGUUCCAUGAAGGCUUCAGUAAUGCGGUUCGGAAGCCGAUUACGCUGGAUGAAUUACUUAGGGGCUUGUAA
Hypoxylon trugodes is the source of this 2979-nucleotide messenger RNA. RefSeq lists its product as uncharacterized. Lineage: Eukaryota; Fungi; Ascomycota; Sordariomycetes; Xylariales; Hypoxylaceae. Gene Ontology annotation, cellular component: nucleus. The transcript has 3 exons. Bases 1 to 2979 code for a protein of 992 amino acids. Gene Ontology annotation, molecular function: ATP hydrolysis activity; DNA binding; ATP binding. The record is from RefSeq and is a predicted model, not a curated record.